GUCAUAAGAAUUUGGUAAACAAAUUGAAUAACUGUUCCAUGCACAUAGCCUAACUUCCCUGAGGGUGCACAGUGUACAAGUCAGUCCUUGGUGCAGUUGCUACUUGGUCUUACACACCUGCACACACAUAUGAAUUAGAUGAUAGAAGAGCUUGGUUUUUAUCCACUCUCUGAAAAUUCCGCAAUAAAUUCAACAAAAAUUAUCAUUACUUUAUUUGCAUUUUCAGGAAUUGCUACUGUGGUGUUGUCAGUUUCCCACAGAAAAAUCUUUAAUAGGGAUUCAAGACAUGUUUCGAGAUAGAAGAAGAAAAUGUAUAUAUGAAAUAGUUUUAAAUUACUCAACGCACAUCCAAUAGGCUUACGACGCGAAUCCGCGCUUCGCUUGUGCAGCGCCUAAAAUCGUUUAGCCUCUACCGUGCGCGCGGCAGGUCGCAGUGAACGUGUUAA
This is a messenger RNA of Acanthoscelides obtectus, 446 nucleotides long. The record is from the annotation of a GenBank genome assembly. NCBI's taxonomy places the organism in Eukaryota, Metazoa, Arthropoda, Insecta, Coleoptera, Chrysomelidae.